Petromyzon marinus (sea lamprey) is the source of this 2210-nucleotide messenger RNA. The record is from RefSeq and is a predicted model, not a curated record. NCBI's taxonomy places the organism in Eukaryota, Metazoa, Chordata, Hyperoartia, Petromyzontiformes, Petromyzontidae.
ACUCGGUCAGAAGCCGCGGUCCACCGCGCGGGUGGUAGAAGUGCGCAUGCGCGAUCAGCGACAGCCGUUGACGGCUCCACCCGGGGUCCAACUCCGCCCGCUUCGUCUUGCUCGGCCGCACCAUCGCAGCCAUGCACAGCCUGGCGACCGGCACCGUUGACCGAGAGAAGAUCUACACGUGGAUCAAUGAGUUGUCAAGCCCCGACACGCGGGAGAAUGCACUGUUGGAACUCAGCAAGAAGCGCGAGUCCGUGCCAGAUCUGGCGCCCAUGCUGUGGCACUCGUUCGGAACCAUCGCAGCCCUCCUCCAGGAAAUUGUAAAUAUCUACCCAUCAAUCAACCCGGCGACGCUGACAGCACACCAAUCCAACCGCGUGUGCAAUGCACUGGCUUUGCUGCAGUGUGUGGCCUCGCACCCAGAGACAAGGUCUGCCUUCCUAUCUGCCCACAUUCCUCUCUUCCUGUAUCCAUUUCUUCACACCGUGAGCAAGACUCGGCCAUUUGAGUACCUUCGUCUCACCAGCCUAGGAGUCAUUGGUGCCUUGGUGAAGCCUGAUGAACAGGAAGUCAUCAAUUUCCUGCUGACCACUGAGAUCAUCCCUCUGUGCCUGAGAAUCAUGGAGUCUGGGAGUGAGCUAUCAAAAACGGUGGCUACAUUCAUAUUACAGAAGAUUCUUUUGGAUGAUACAGGCCUUGCUUACAUUUGUCAAACCUAUGAGAGAUUCUCCCAUGUUGCCAUGAUUCUUGGCAAGAUGGUGCUUGCCCUGUCCAAGGAACCAUCCGCUCGUCUUCUCAAGCACGUUGUUCGCUGCUACCUCCGUCUUUCUGACAAUCCCAGAUGUGUACACAGGGCACGUGAGGCUUUGCGCCAGUGCCUGCCUGACCAGCUCAAGGACAACACAUUCGCCACAGUUCUGAAGGAUGAUACAACCACCAAGCGCUGGCUGGCCCAGCUUAUGAAGAACCUGCAGGAAGUGACAGACCCAAGAGGAAUCCCACUACCCACCCAGUGAUGCAUCUCUUGGGAUGUUCUUCUAGCAAGUCACAUUGCCCAGGGCAUUCUGACAGUACCAGCAGUAGUUGCAGUCUUUGUGUAAAAUACAAUUUAUCAUUUUUUAUUGAAACACUUAUUGUGAAACCAGUACAAUCUGCCUCUUGGACUUGUUCUGCAUAACAUUUUCCUCUUCAAACCUCAGAGCUUGGGGUAAUGUUUUUCAUAUAAUGUAAUUCAUGGAAACAGGCAUUUCCCAAGCUUUAUCGUGGAACAACAUGGUCAUGCAUUAAUGGUUGGUUGGUGGAAUGUUUGCUUUAAUUUUGGAAAUGUAAACGCUGUUUACCAUAAAAAAUUACAGUAUCACCAUAUUUCAACAAGUUCAAUUGUAACAGGAAGCACAAUAUACUGAUCUUUGCUUUAAACUGCAUGCUUGGAACAGAUUUCUGCAGUUUUCCCGAGUUCAUAUUGUUGCCGAUUAUAUCCAAAAUAUCCCUAUUAAGGCAUACGAAGUCUGUGCUAUAACUUUUACUUGAUAAAAUCAGUGUUUAUUGAUACUAGUCAAAAUGGUACUGUAAUAAAAAAAAAUAUACCACGUGCAAAACGUUUGCACAGCAUUACUUUUGUAAAAUAGAAUCGUUUAAAUGGAAUUAUUCUUUGAAGUUGUGUGUGGCAGCUAAAGAUACCUGCACAUUUGGCAAAAUUGUUGGAACCCUUGUAAUUGGUUCACCAAGAUGAAAUAAAGCCAUGUGCUCAUAUGCUAAAUAGCAAACACACCUAAGUUGUAGGCUACUGAAACGACCAUGCGAGUUUUUAACAGCACAACUUAUUGAUUGACAUUAAAAGGAGAAAAGUAAUGUUACUUGUUCAGUUGGCAACAUUGUUAAAAUUGUAUUAUAUGCUUGUGUGUGUUAUCACAAAGUAUUUUUGUAUAUGCAAAGGCCAUAAAUCUUAGGUUUAACUCAACGUUUAUAAGGUCAUUGUGAUUGUGUUCUGACGCGAUUACAUUGUACAAGAAAAGCAUUUACAUUGAUUGCAUAUAAUGCACUGAAUACCAUUUAAAAGGCUUGUGGGUCAGAAUAUUGAGGACUUGGCAACAAACGUGCGCUUUGUGAAGGAUAGUUUUUCAAGAUAAGCAAAGGGAUAAACUUAUGUCAAUGUUUACUUUAAGUGCAACUUAUGUUGACAAUACUUUUUGUAUUAAAUCUUGAGCUCUGGA